Molecule: messenger RNA, 1021 nt
Organism: Medicago truncatula (barrel medic)
Lineage: Eukaryota; Viridiplantae; Streptophyta; Magnoliopsida; Fabales; Fabaceae
Product: rhodanese-like domain-containing protein 14, chloroplastic
Exons: 6
Coding region: 118-816 (232 amino acids)
Cellular component (GO): chloroplast
Source: RefSeq, a predicted model, not a curated record
AACCAAACAACUCACUUGACAACAGCCGCAGUAGUCUGAUCCCAAGUACUUCCAUUGAACUAGCUACUUAAACUUAAAAUUAUCUUAUUUAUCUGUCGAAACUGAGAGCUUCAAAGCAUGGCUUUUACAUCAACUGCUCUACAAUAUCCAUCCACAUCAUAUUUACAAUCCUUGGUACCUUCCUUAGAAGGUACACGUGAUCAAAAUUCAUGGUGUGUCAGAGUGAGAUCAUACAAACCCACUUCUCAAAAAUCACAACUGAACUUUGCAAGAGGGAUUACAGUCCAGAGCGCAGCCACAAAACCAGCCAAGUCACCAGCUGAAGAAGAAUGGAAAGUUAAGCGAGAAUUACUGCUGCAAAAAAGGGUAAAAAGUGUGGAGCCAAAGGAAGCUCUGCGCCUUCAAAAAGAAAAUAAUUUUGUGAUUCUUGAUGUAAGGCCAGAAGCAGAGUUCAAGGAGGGCCAUCCCCCGGAUGCAAUUAAUGUGCAAGUAUACAGGCUUAUAAAAGAAUGGACAGCCUGGGACAUUGCCAGACGUGCUGCAUUUGCAUUUUUUGGUAUUUUCUCUGGCACAGAAGAGAAUCCCGAGUUUAUCAAGUCUGUUGGUGAACAAUUAGAUAAAAAUGCAAAGAUAAUAGUAGCUUGCUCAGCAGGGGGAACAAUGAAACCAACACAAAAUCUGCCACAAGGUCAACAAUCUAGAUCUCUAAUAGCAGCUUACUUGCUAGUCCUUAAUGGGUACAACAACGUCUUCCAUCUAGAAGGUGGGCUUUACAAAUGGUUUAAAGAGGAUCUGCCAGCUGUAGCAGAGGAGUGAAAUAUUGUCAGCAUUGUGCAUGCCGAGAAGUCUGGACCUAGUUUUGACCAUAAUGAGGAUGCUGAUACACAAAGGACAGAACGGAUGAACUGAAAUGUAAACAUUGAACUGGUGUAGAAAUUUAGUAUGAGAGAAAAUGUCAUGUUACGUUCUCUAAAGAUUGCCUCCAUAGCUUUAACAUGAAAGGAUUUAUUUAUUAGCAUCA